AUGGCUGCACCACACAGUUCUGAGCCUGACAAGGUCUCAAUCUCGCCGUUGCUCAAGAGCUUGGCAUAUCCUGAUGCCAAACACAUCAAGGCGCCUGCUGGCGAGAUAGCUGCUGCCUUUGCCCUCAUCUUCGAGGACAGGCUGUCUGCGAUACAGACUGCGGCAUUGCUCACACUGCUGCACUCGACGGGGCUGGAUAAGGACCCUGAUGUCAUUGCCCAAUGCUCCCAACGCAUGAGAGAAGCUGCCACACCGACGGAGAAGGGCCCGUUGCUUGCAGUACUCGAGAAGCGAGGCCGAAAGGAAGGCACCUACAAUGGUGGAUUGUGCGAUAUCGUCGGAACUGGCGGCGACCACCACUCGACUUUCAACAUCUCCACAACCUCAUCAAUCGUUGCAUCGCAUUUCCUAAUGACAGCUAAACACGGCAACAGGGCGCAGACAUCCUUCUCCGGGUCCGCAGAUGUCCUUAUGCACGUUACCCCUAUUGCACCGAAGAUUGAAGCCGUCAACGCAGGAAACCUAGCCAAAGUCCUCGAACAAACAAACUAUGCCUUCCUGUUUGCUCCCAUCUUCCAUCCGGGCAUGAUGUACGCAAACCCCGUCAGAAGAGGCCUUGGUCUGAGAACAAUUUUCAACCUCAUGGGACCCCUGGCCAACCCUGUAGACUGGGCCAUUGAAGCUCGAGUCGUUGGCGUAGCGUACCAGGCUCUCGGGCCCGUAUUCGCAGAUGCUUUGCGUCUGAGCGGCGUGACAAAGGCAAUGGUCGUAUGCGGAGAAGAAGACCUAGACGAGAUCAGUUGUGCUGGCAAGACCAAUGUCUGGAGAAUUGUUGAAUGUGACCCCUCAGAGGCUACUCCGGUCACCCCGACGCAGGAAUACGACGCAGAAGGCAACGAGAAAGUGUUGAAGCCAACCAAGAUUGAGAAAUUCUCCAUCGAAGCCGCAGACUUCGGUCUACCCCCUCACCCGUUGUCCGAAGUCGGCGGUGGUAAAGGACCCCAGGAGAAUGCACUCAAGUUGAUAAGUAUCCUGCGAAACGAGUUACCUCGUGACGACCCCAUCUUGCAUUUUGUAUUGAUGAAUGUUGCCGGACUUCUGGCCAUCUCGGGAGUUUGUGAAGCCGAUACUAGUAACAUGGGCCCUGGGGAUGAUGGUAAAGUGAUCACUGAACGUGGGCCAGGUGGGCUCAGAUGGAAAGAAGGCCUGAGACGUGCUCGUUGGGCCAUCGAGAGCGGCGAAGCAUAUAAAUGUUUCGAACAGUUUAUCAAAGUGUCCAACACAUUUUGA
Messenger RNA from Trichophyton rubrum CBS 118892, 1290 nucleotides. RefSeq names its product anthranilate phosphoribosyltransferase. Lineage: Eukaryota; Fungi; Ascomycota; Eurotiomycetes; Onygenales; Arthrodermataceae. Bases 1 to 1290 code for a protein of 429 amino acids. The record is from RefSeq and is a predicted model, not a curated record. Gene Ontology annotation, molecular function: anthranilate phosphoribosyltransferase activity. Gene Ontology annotation, cellular component: cytosol. The transcript has 2 exons. Gene Ontology annotation, biological process: L-tryptophan biosynthetic process.